Messenger RNA from Eurypyga helias (sunbittern), 1567 nucleotides. Its product is annotated as nuclear pore complex protein Nup133-like. The record is from RefSeq and is a predicted model, not a curated record. Gene Ontology annotation, biological process: poly(A)+ mRNA export from nucleus; protein import into nucleus; transcription-dependent tethering of RNA polymerase II gene DNA at nuclear periphery. The annotation marks the transcript as partial. Gene Ontology annotation, molecular function: protein binding; structural constituent of nuclear pore. Gene Ontology annotation, cellular component: nuclear pore outer ring. The transcript is spliced from 12 exons. NCBI's taxonomy places the organism in Eukaryota, Metazoa, Chordata, Aves, Eurypygiformes, Eurypygidae.
ACUCUUACCAGACUUAUCCAGCAUCCCUCAGCGAGUGAGACUAUUAACUAUGAUGUUAAGGCUUUUGGAUCCUCUCUGCCUGUUAAGGUUAUGGAAGCCCUGAAGAAAGCUGAUGCUGAUGACCAGCUGAGUGUUCAAGUGGAUGAAAGUGGAUGGGCGUGGCUAGUCCAUAAAGAGAGGCUGAUUAUUUGGAGGAUUGGUCAGUCUCCAGUAGCUAAGUUAUCUCUGUGCAAGGAACUGCAGCUGCCACCCAGCAACUUCCAGUGGAGUUCUCAUUUAGCAGCUAUAACUUGUCUCAGUUCUACACGUGACGUGCCUUCUCUGCAGUCUCUGGCAGUAAUGGUUGCUACCAGCGAAGGUUCUGUGCGCUACUGGCCCAAUCUCGCCCACGAGGGUUCCUAUAUGGAGACUUUUACAGACUUUGGAGACUCUCUGUGCAGUUUCCUAACAGCAGUAAAGGGAGGAAGCUUUAUUUUAUCAUCUUCCAGAGGACAGCUGGUUCGACUGAUACCAGAUAGGUCUGGCAAGAUUCAUCAGCAUGCCUUGCCACAGGGUCAGGGCAUGUUUUCUGGAAUUGGUAGAAAGAUUUCGUCUCUCCUGGGUAUAUUGUCUCCUGGACUCGACGCUGUGAUUUCUAGUGUUCUUUGGGAUAAAGAGAGGUCAAGCUUUUAUAUGCUAACAAGUUCAAAGCUCAACAAAUGGGAGAUUGAUGAUUCAUCAGAAUGUUGUAUUCUCAGCUGGGAUAUCAACAGGAUCCUGAAGGAACGUAUUGCAGAUGCAAUUUGGGGUUCUGAAAGUAACUAUGAAGAUAUUAAAGGAGGAGUAAAUAUACGGUACAUGGAUUUGCAACAGAAUCGUGAUGGACUGGUGAUACUUGCUGCAGCGUGGCAUCCUGGAGAUAGUCCAUGUCUUGUCUACUACACUCUGAUAACAGUACAAGAUAAAGGCUACCAGAUUUCUGAUGACGUUGUUGUGGAGGUCACACAGUAUAAUCCAUCUUUUCAGUCAGAAGAGGAAGUGUUGUGCUGCCUUGUAGUCCCAGAUUACUUCAGCCAUGCUGCUUACCUCUAUAAGGAAGAUGAAGUGUUUGCUUGUUCCACUGGAACUGGAAGAAUUUCCUUGCCACAGGAGAAAAUCAUAUUUGGCAUACAAGGAGAUAGCAUUUUAGGAGCAGGUUCCUGUACUAGCCUCCCCAUCUUCUUUACCAAAAAAAGUGGACUUAUCACCAUCUUAUCCAGUGAAAACAUUUCUGUGCUUCCCGAAGACCUUGAAGAUUCCCGGUCCUCUUCUCUUGCUGGACCAAGAAGUGAGAGUCCUGCGUUUGAGGCUACCAGUAGGCUAGAAAUUGUAGCUCAAGAAGAUAAGACUAAACUACUGAAAGCUGCUUUUCUACAGUACUGCAGGAAAGGUAUAGAGGGUGCUCAAAGCAUGGUAGUUGAGCUCUUUCCAAGCAGUGCAGAUCUGAAUUCUGACAGUGAACUGGAUAGGGCAGUGACUCAGAUCAGCGUGGACUUAAUUGAUGAUUACCCUGCCUCUGAUCCAAGAUGGGCUGAAUCUGUACCUGAAG